This is a messenger RNA of Didymodactylos carnosus, 1380 nucleotides long. NCBI's taxonomy places the organism in Eukaryota, Metazoa, Rotifera, Eurotatoria, Philodinida, Philodinidae. The record is from the annotation of a GenBank genome assembly.
AUGUUAAAACAAGACAUUUAUUCUAUUUGGUUCUUGAUACUUCUGUAUCUAUUACAAGGUGUUAUUAUAGGUAUUACAAUAAGUAUUCCGUUAAUAUUACAAAGUAAAGGUGCCACAUGGUCACAACAAGCCAUAUUUUCAUUUGCUUAUUGGCCAUUUAGUUUAAAAUUACUAUGGGCACCUAUUAUCGAUUAUGGACGACGAAAAUCUUGGUUAUUACCCAUUCAAUUGUUAAUAGGUACAACAUUGAUAAUUUUAUCAUUUUAUAUUUCACAAUUAUUAAUUGAUCGACAACAUAUUCUAUUAACUGUUAUUUUUCUUUAUUUAUAUUUUUUAACUGCAUCACAAGAUAUUUGUGUUGAUGGAUGGUCAUUAAAAAUGUUAACAAAAGAAAAUGUUGGAUGGUCAUCGACGUGUCAGAUUGUUGGACAAACAAUCGGAUUAUUUAUUGGAAAUGUUGUUUUUCUUACAUUAGAAUCAGAAGAUUUAAGCAAUAAUUACAUAAGAAAAUUAUUUUCAAUUGAAAUGAAAGAUUAUGGCUUUGUAUCAUAUUCAACAUUCAUUUUUAUAUGGGGUAUUAUAUUUAUCGUUAUUACAUUAUCGAUUGUUCUCUUUAAGGAUGAAAUUAUUAAUCAAGAAGAGAAGCGUUUAACUAUUUUUGAAACAUAUGUAGUUACAAUCAAAUUAUUGGAUAAAUCAUGGUUUCGUCAGUUAGCAUUCAUUAGUUUAACAUAUCUAUGGGGAUUUGGUGCAACAUAUUCAAUGACAAAUAUAAAAUUAAUUCAAAAUGGUUUAGAGAAAGAAACAUUUGCUCUAUUAACAGCGCCAUUAAUUAUUAUUAAAAUUUUAGUACCAUUUAGCGUAAGUCAUUUAACAUCCGGUACUCAGCCAUUGAAUGUUCUAAUUAAUUCGUAUAUACCACGUAUGGUUACAAGUAUUCUUGUUGCUAUUAUUGUUUACAUUACACCAUUAUUUCAUAAUUCUUCGUCGAAGUUCUAUUACUAUCUAGCAGUUAUUUUCGUUUUGGGUUUAAAUGAAAUAUUCGUUUCUUCGAUGCGUGUAUCAAAGUUAGCAUUUUAUGCACGUAUUAGUGAUUCAACUAUUGGUGGUACAUACUUGACAUUCUUACAUACUAUCUCAAAUUUAGGUCUACAUUUAACUGAAACAUUAAUUCUCUUUUCAGCAAGUUAUCUAACAUUGAAACCAUGUCCGAGCUGUCAAACUAUCGAUGCUUAUUAUAUCGAAGUAACGUUUUGUUUAUUUAUCGGUAUCCUAUGGUUAAUAUGGAAAUAUCGAACGUUACUUGAUCUACAAAAUCUACCAUUAUCGAAAUGGUAUAUCGAGACAAAAGAUAACAUACAAGAUAGAUCUUUUAAUUAA